AUGGACAAGAAACGAAAGUAUUCCGAUGAAUAUAUACAAUACGGAUUAACGGCUUUAACCGUUAAUGACGUCGAUAAGCCACAAUGUGUAUUGUGCUGUGUUGUGUUGAGUGUUGAAGCUAUGAAGCCGUCAAAAUUGAAACGGCAUUUGGACACGAAACAUUCUGAGCAUAGCACAAAGGAUGUGGCAGGCCUUAAACGGCAAAUAUUCGAUGCUACAGGCAGCAUCCAACAACAGAACACCGCAGUAGUGCAGGCGUCAUAUGACGCAGCAUUGGAAAUCGUGAAAAACAAAAAACCACAUCGGAGAAACUCUCAUCAAACCCAGCAUGCUGAAAAUGGUGAAUUUGGUUCUUGA
Molecule: messenger RNA, 357 nt
Organism: Ochlerotatus camptorhynchus
Lineage: Eukaryota; Metazoa; Arthropoda; Insecta; Diptera; Culicidae
Product: SCAN domain-containing protein 3-like
Exons: 1
Coding region: 1-357 (118 amino acids)
Source: RefSeq, a predicted model, not a curated record